Cebus imitator (Panamanian white-faced capuchin) is the source of this 8031-nucleotide messenger RNA. RefSeq names its product transcriptional regulator ATRX. The record is from RefSeq and is a predicted model, not a curated record. Gene Ontology annotation, molecular function: ATP-dependent chromatin remodeler activity; ATP binding. NCBI's taxonomy places the organism in Eukaryota, Metazoa, Chordata, Mammalia, Primates, Cebidae. The coding region runs from base 496 to 7101 and encodes 2201 amino acids. The transcript has 30 exons.
GGACGCGCCAAUUCUCCUGCCUGAGCCUCGGCCCAACAAAAUGGCGGCGGCAGCGGCGUCGCUUUGUUUCCGCGGCUCCUGCGGCGGUGGCAGUGGCAGCGGCCUUUGAGCUGUGGGGAGGUUCCAGCAGCAGCUACAGUGACGACUAAGAUUCCAGUGCAUUUCUAUCCUAACCGGGCGCGGGGGAGCGCAGACCGGCGCCCAGCAAUCGCAGAAGCCGACCAGGCGUUCAAGCGAAAACAUGACCGCUGAGCCCAUGAGGUAAAACGCAAUCCGGUCUCAUGGGCCCCAGCGGUCUGGGCCCAGGCACCGUCUGAGUCGGGUGUUUGGGAAGGCGUUCGCUUGGUGGGUUAGGCCUGUGUGUUGCUUAGCCGAAAGAGGCAUCGUUUUCUCUUUAGUGAAAGCAAGUUGAAUACAUUGGUGCAGAAGCUUCAUGACUUUCUUGCACACUCAUCAGAAGAAUCUGAAGAAACAAGUUCUCCUCCACGACUUGCAAUGAAUCAAAACACAGAUAAAAUCAGUGGUUCUGGAAGUAGCUCUGAUAUGAUGGAAAACAGCAAGGAAGAGGGAACUAGCUCUUCAGAAAAAUCCAAGUCUUCCGGAUCUUCACGAUCAAAGAGGAAACCUUCAAUUGUAACAAAGUAUGUAGAAUCAGAUGAUGAAAAACCUUUGGAUGAUGAAACUGUACAUGAAGAUGCAUCUAAUGAAAAUUCAGAAAAUGAUAUUACUAUGCAAAGCUUGCCAAAAGGUACAGUGAUUGUACAGCCAGAGCCAGUGCUGAAUGAAGACAAAGAUGAUUUUAAAGGGCCUGAAUUUAGAAGCAGAAGUAAAAUGAAAACUGAAAAUCUCAAAAAACGCGGAGAAGAUGGGCUUCAUGGGAUUGUGAGCUGCACUGCUUGUGGACAACAGGUCAACCAUUUUCAAAAAGAUUCCAUUUAUAGACACCCUUCAUUGCAAGUUCUUAUUUGUAAGAAUUGCUUUAAGUAUUACAUGAGUGAUGAUAUUAGCCGUGACUCGGAUGGAAUGGAUGAACAAUGUAGAUGGUGUGCGGAAGGUGGAAACUUGAUUUGUUGUGACUUUUGCCAUAAUGCUUUCUGCAAGAAAUGCAUUCUACGCAACCUUGGUCGAAAGGAGUUGUCCACAAUUAUGGAUGAAAACAACCAAUGGUAUUGCUACAUUUGUCACCCAGAGCCUUUGUUGGACUUAGUCACUGCAUGUAACAGCGUAUUUGAGAAUUUAGAACAGUUGUUGCAACAAAAUAAGAAGAAGAUAAAAGUUGACAGUGAAAAGAGUAAUAAAGUAUAUGAACAUACAUCCCGAUUUUCUCCAAAGAAGAAUAGUUCAAAUUGUAAUGGAGAAGAAAAGAAAUUAGAUGAUUCCUGUUCUGGCUCUGUAACCUACUCUUAUGCAGCACUAAUUGUGCCCAAAGAGAUGAUUAAGAGGGCAAAAAAACUGAUUGAGACCACAGCCAACAUGAACUCCAGUUAUGUUAAAUUUUUAAAGCAGGCAACAGAUAAUUCAGAAAUCGGUUCUGUUACAAAGUUACGUCAGCUUAAGGCUUUUAAGUCUGUGUUGGCUGAUAUUAAGAAGGCUCAUCUUGCUUUGGAAGAAGACUUAAAUUCAGAGUUUCAAGUGUUGGAGACUGUAAACAAAGAGAAAAAUACCAAAGAGCAUAAAGUCAUAGAUGCUAAGUUUGAAACAAAAGCAAGAAAAGGAGAAAAACCUUAUGCAUUAGAAAGGAAGGAUAUUUCAAAGUCAGAAGCUAAACUUUCAAGAAAACAGGUAGAUAGUGAGCACAUGGAUCGGAAUGUUCCAACAGAGGAACAAAGAGCAAAUAAAAACAUCAGUGGUGAACAUAAGAAAUCUGAUAGAAAAGAAGAACCUCAGUAUGAACCUGCCAACACUUCUGAAGACUUAGACAUGGAUAUUGUGUCUGUUCCUUCCUCAGUUCCAGAAGACAUUUUUGAGAAUCUUGAAACUGCUAUGGAAGUUCAGAAUUCAGUUGAUCAUCAAGGGGAUGGCAGCAGUGGAACUGAACAAGAACAGGAGAGUUCAUCUGUAAAAUUAAAUGUUUCUUCAAAAUACAACAGAGGAGGUAUUAAAUCAAAAAGUACAGCUAAAGUAACAAAAGAAUUAUUUGUUAAACUCACCCCUGUUUCCCUUUCUAAUUCCCCAAUUAAAGGUGCUGAUUGUCAGGAAGUUCCACAAGAUAAAGAUGGCUAUAAAAGUUGUGGUCUGAACCCCAAGUUAGAGAAAUGUGGACUUGGACAGGAAAGCAGUGAUAAUGAGCAUUUGGUUGAAAACGAAGUUUUAUUACUUUCAGAGGAAUCUGAUCUUCGAAGAUCUCCACGUGUAAAGACUACACCCUUGAGACGACAGACAGAAACCAACGCCGUAACAUCUAAUUCAGAUGAAGAAUGUAAUGAAACAAUUAAGGAGAAUCAAAAACUAUCAGUUCCAAUGAGAAAAAAGGAUAAGCGGAAUUCUUCUGACAGUGCUAUAGAUAAUCCUAAACCUAAUAAAUUACCAAAAUCUAAGCAAUCAGAGACUGUGGAUCAAAAUUCAGAUUCUGAUGAAAUGCUAACAAUCCUCAAAGAGGUAAGCAGGAUGAGUCACAGUUCUUCUUCAGAUACUGAUAUUAAUGAAAUUCAUACAAAUCAUAAGACUUUGUAUGAGUUAAAGACUCAGGCGGGAAAAGAUGAUAAAGGAAAAAGGAAACGAAAAAGUUCUACAUCUGGCUCAGAUUUUGAUAUUAAAAAAGGCAAAUCAGCCAAGAGCUGUAUAAUUUCUAAAAAGAAACGACAAACCCAAUCUGAGUCUUCUAAUUAUGACUCAGAAUUAGAAAAAGAGAUAAAGAGCAUGAGUAAAAUCAGUGCUGCCAGAAACACCAAAAAAAGAAUUCAAAAUACAAAAGAUUUUGACUCUUCUGAAGAUGAAAAACACAGCAAAAAAGGAAUGGAUAAUCAAGGGCACAAAAGUUUGAAGACCUUGCAAGAAGGAUCAUCUGAUGAUGCUGAAAGGAAACAAGAAAGAGAGAAUUUUUCUUCAGCAGAAGGCACAAUUGAUAAAGACACGACUGUCAUGGGAUUGAGAGAUCGACUUCCUAAGAAGCAGCAAGCAAGUGCUUCCUCUGAUAGUGUCAUUAAGCUUUCUGGGAAAGAGGAGAGUUUCAAUUCUUUGGAAGUCAAAAAGGUUCCUGAAGCUAAAGAAAAGAGCAAGCAUCUCAAAACCAAAACAUGUAAAAAAGUACAGGAUGGCUUAUCUGAUAUUGCUGAGAAAUUCCUAAAGAAAGAGCAGAGUGAUGAAACUUCUGAAGAGGAUAAAAAGCAUAGCAGAAAGGAAACUGAAGAAAAAGAAAAGAAAACUUCAGACUUUAAGAAGAAAGUAAUUACAGUGGAACAACAGUAUGAAUCUUCAUCUGAUGGCACUGAGAAGUUACCUGAACCAGAAGGAAUUUGUCAUUUUCCUAAGGGCAUAAAACAAAAUAAGACUGAAAUAACUGAUGGAGAAAAGAAAAGUAAAAAAAUAAGAGAGAAAACUUCUAAAAAGAAGGAUGAAUUAUCUGAUUAUGCUGAGAAGUCAACAGGGAAAGGAGAUAGUUGUGACUCUUCAGAAGAUAAAAAGAGUAAGAAUGGAACAUAUGGUAGAGAGAAGAAAAGGUGCAAGUUGCCUGGAAAGAGUUCAAGAAAGAGACAAGAUUGUUCCUCGUCUGAUACUGAGAAAUAUUCCAUGAAAGAAGAUGGUUGUAACUCUACUGAUAAGAGACUGAAAAGAAUAGAAUUGAGGGAAAGAAGAAAUUUAAGUUCAAAGAGAAAUACUAAGGAAAUACAAAGUGGCUCAUCAUCAUCUGAUGCUGAGGAAAGUUCUGAAGAUAAUAAAAAGAAGAAGCAAAGAACUUCAGCUAAAAAGAAGGCAGUCAAUGUCAAGGAGAAAAAGAGAAACUCCCUAAGAACAAGCACUAAAAGGAAGCAAGCAGACAUUACAUCCUCAUCUUCCUCAGAUAUAGAAGAUGAUGAUCAGAAUUCUAUAGGCGAGGGAAGCAGUGAUGAACAGAAAAUUAAGCCUGUGACUGAAAAUUUAGUGCUGUCUUCACAUACUGGAUUUUGCCAAUCUUCAGGAGAUGAAGCCUUGUCUAAAUCAGUGCCUGUCACAGUGGAUGAUGAUGACGACGACAAUGAUCCUGAGAAUAGAAUUGCCAAGAAGAUGCUUUUAGAAGAAAUUAAAGCCAAUCUUUCCUCUGAUGAGGAUGGAUCUUCAGAUGAUGAACCAGAAGGAGGGAAAAAAAGAAAUGGAAAACAAAAUGAAGAAAACCCAGGAGAUGAAGAAGCAAAAAAUCAAGUCAAUUCUGAAUCAGAUUCAGAUUCUGAAGAAUCUAAGAAGCCAAGAUACCGACAUAGGCUUUUGAGGCACAAACUGACUGUGAGUGAUGGAGAAUCUGGAGAAGAAAAAAAGUCAAAGCCUAAAGAGCAUAAAGAAGUCAAAGGCAGAAAUAGAAGGAAGGUGAGCAGUGAAGAUUCAGAAGAUUCUGAUUUUCAAGAAUCAGGAGUUAGUGAAGAAGUUAGUGAAUCCGAAGAUGAACAGCGGCCCAGAACAAGGUCUGCAAAGAAAGCAGAGUUGGAAGAAAAUCAGCGGAGCUAUAAACAGAAAAAGAAAAGGCGACGUAUUAAGGUUCAAGAAGAUUCAUCCAGUGAAAACAAGAGUAAUUCCGAGGAAGAAGAGGAGGAAAAAGAAGAGGAGGAAGAAGAGGAGGAGGAGGAAGAAGAAGAUGAAAAUGAUGAUUCCAAGUCUCCUGGAAAAGGCAGAAAGAAAAUUCGAAAGAUUCUUAAAGAUGAUAAACUGAGAACAGAAACACAAAAUGCUCUUAAGGAAGAGGAAGAGAGGCGAAAACGUAUUGCUGAGAGGGAGCGUGAGCGAGAAAAAUUGAGAGAGGUGAUAGAAAUUGAAGAUGCUUCACCCACCAAGUGUCCAAUAACAACCAAGUUGGUUUUAGAUGAAGAUGAAGAAACCAAAGAACCUUUAGUGCAGGUUCAUAGAAAUAUGGUUAUUAAAUUGAAACCACAUCAAGUAGAUGGUGUUCAGUUUAUGUGGGAUUGCUGCUGUGAGUCUGUGAAAAAAACAAAGAAAUCUCCAGGUUCAGGAUGCAUUCUUGCCCACUGUAUGGGCCUUGGUAAGACUUUACAGGUGGUAAGUUUUCUUCAUACAGUUCUUUUGUGUGACAAAUUGGAUUUCAGCACGGCAUUAGUGGUUUGUCCCCUUAAUACUGCUUUGAAUUGGAUGAAUGAAUUUGAGAAGUGGCAAGAAGGAUUAAAAGAUGAUGAGAAGCUUGAGGUUUCUGAAUUAGCAACUGUGAAACGUCCUCAGGAGAGAAGCUACAUGCUGCAGAGGUGGCAAGAAGAUGGUGGUGUUAUGAUCAUAGGCUAUGAGAUGUAUAGAAACCUUGCUCAAGGAAGGAAUGUGAAGAGUCGGAAACUUAAAGAAAUAUUUAACAAAGCUUUGGUUGAUCCAGGCCCCGAUUUUGUUGUUUGUGAUGAAGGCCAUAUUCUAAAAAAUGAAGCAUCUGCUGUUUCUAAAGCUAUGAAUUCUAUACGAUCAAGGAGGAGGAUUAUUUUAACAGGAACACCACUUCAAAAUAAUCUAAUUGAGUAUCAUUGUAUGGUUAACUUUAUCAAGGAAAAUUUACUUGGAUCCAUUAAGGAGUUCAGGAAUAGAUUUAUAAAUCCAAUUCAAAAUGGUCAGUGUGCAGAUUCUACCAUGGUAGAUGUCAGAGUGAUGAAAAAACGUGCUCACAUUCUCUAUGAGAUGUUAGCUGGAUGUGUUCAGAGGAAAGAUUACACAGCAUUAACAAAAUUCUUGCCUCCAAAACACGAGUAUGUGUUAGCUGUGAGAAUGACUCCUAUUCAGUGCAAGCUCUAUCAGUACUACUUAGAUCACUUAACAGGUGUGGGUAAUAACAGUGAAGGUGGAAGAGGAAAGGCAGGUGCAAAGCUUUUCCAGGAUUUUCAGAUGUUAAGUAGAAUAUGGACUCAUCCUUGGUGUUUGCAGCUAGACUACAUUAGCAAAGAAAAUAAGGGUUAUUUUGAUGAAGACAGUAUGGAUGAAUUUAUAGCCUCAGAUUCUGAUGAAACCUCCAUGAGUUUGAGCUCCGAUGAUUAUACAAAGAAGAAGAAAACAAAGGGGAAAAAGGGGAAAAAAGAUAGUAGCUCAAGUGGAAGUGGCAGUGACAAUGAUGUUGAAGUGAUUAAGGUCUGGAAUUCAAGAUCUCGGGGAGGUGGUGAAGGAAAUGUGGAUGAAACAGGAAACAAUCCUUCUGUUUCUUUAAAGCUGGAAGAAAGUAAAGCUGCUUCCUCUUCUAAUCCAAGCAGCCCAGCUCCAGACUGGUACAAAGAUUUUGUUACAGAUGCUGAUGCUGAGGUUUUAGAGCAUUCUGGAAAAAUGGUACUUCUCUUUGAAAUUCUUCGAAUGGCAGAGGAAAUUGGAGAUAAAGUCCUUGUUUUCAGCCAGUCUCUCAUAUCUCUGGACUUGAUUGAAGAUUUUCUUGAAUUAGCUAGUAGGGAGAAGACAGAAGAUAAAGAUAAACCCCUUAUUUAUAAAGGUGAGGGGAAGUGGCUUCGAAACAUUGACUAUUACCGUUUAGAUGGUUCCACUACUGCACAGUCAAGGAAGAAAUGGGCUGAAGAAUUUAAUGAUGAAACUAAUGUGAGAGGGCGAUUAUUCAUCAUUUCUACUAAAGCAGGAUCUCUAGGAAUUAAUCUGGUAGCUGCUAAUCGAGUAAUUAUAUUUGAUGCUUCUUGGAAUCCAUCUUAUGACAUCCAGAGUAUAUUCAGAGUUUAUCGCUUUGGACAAACUAAGCCUGUUUAUGUAUACAGGUUCUUAGCUCAGGGGACCAUGGAAGAUAAGAUUUAUGAUCGGCAAGUAACUAAGCAGUCACUGUCUUUUCGAGUUGUUGAUCAGCAGCAGGUUGAGCGUCAUUUUACUAUGAAUGAGCUUACUGAACUUUAUACUUUUGAGCCAGACUUAUUAGAUGACCCUAAUUCAGAAAAGAAAAAGAAGAGGGAUACUCCCAUGCUACCAAAGGUAAACAUAUUUAGAUUAUUGGCUUAACAAACCAAAGUGGACUAAGGGAAUUUUACUACUACUAUGAAAGUUAGUCAUCUGAUUAAGGCUAUAUUUCAGAAUUUUUCAAGGAGAGUAAAUUGAUAUUUAAUGAAUUUUGUUUAGAAAAUUAUAAAUGAGAGAGUGCUUGAUCAAUUUUCCAUAUAUUACCACAAAAAGAUAGUAUAUUCUGAAACACAUAUUUUAUGCAAAAUAAAAAGUUCAGCUCUCCAGUGGAGGGCAUACACAAUUUAAAUAAUUCUACAUAAAAUUAAACUGUCUCUUCUUUAACAUUCUUUUCUAUCAUAGAGCAGUUAAGAAUCAGCAAAUAUCCAACAAGUAUAUGAAAAGGUGCUCAGCAUCACUAGUCAUCAGGGAUAUGCAAGUCAAAGUCACCAUGACAUAUCAUCUCACACCAGUUAGAAUUACUAGUAUCAGAAAAACAGAAGAUACUAAGCAUAUGGAGAAAAGGGAAUCUUGGUACAUUAUUGGUUGGAAAGUAAAUUGGUACAGCCACUAUUGAAAACAGUAUGGAAAUUCUUCAGAAAAUUAAAAAUAAAACUACCAUAUGGUCCAGCAAUUUCACUUCUGGGUAUAUGUCCAAAGAAGUUGAAAUUGGGUUGUUAAAGAGAUAUCUGAACUCUCAUGUUCAUUGUAUUCAUUAUUCAUAAUAGCUAAAACAUGGAAGCAACCUAAAUGUUCAUCAACAGAUGAAUGGAUAAAGAAAAUGUGGUAGAUACAAUGGAAUAUUAUUCAGCCUUAGAAAAGAAGGGAAAAAAAGGAAGGAAAUCCUGCAAUUUGCAAUGGCAUGAAUGAACUUGGAGGCCAUUAUGUUAAGUGAAAUAAGCUGGACACAGAAGCAUGAUCACACUUACGUGAGGAAUCUAAAAUUAGUCAAACUUAUUGGAGCAGAGAGUAGAACAGUGAUUUCUAGGGGCA